AUGCUGCAGAAGAUAGCCAACGGUGAGCACAACAACUACACCACAAAUUCACAUCGUUUGCCCCGAUAUCCUGGUCGGCAGAUGCACUUCGGCUCACCACGAGCCGUCUUAAUACAUUUUGCACCAUGCACACAUAAGUUGAGACAAAUGUCUGAAAACAAGUCGAGCGGUCAACAUCAUUCAGCCGAAAUUCUAUCGCGAUAUUCGGCGAAUUUUGAUUCGUUUCACCGGCCAAGACCACUGAAGUGGUAUAUCCUUCGAAUGGAACACCGCAAAUAUGGUUUUGGAACGGAAAUUGCAAAGGUAGUUAACGUUGUGAUUCAAAUGCUUCACAUGAAACGUUGGAAGUAUUUUUUUUGCAGUGUAGAGAAAAUCAAUAGACUGUUGAGCAAAAUUUGUGUUGAAAUGGUGCGCAGAAAUAAUUUGAGCGUUUGCGCUGAUCUAAAAAUGCUUUGCAUAUAA
Anisakis simplex (herring worm) is the source of this 462-nucleotide messenger RNA. Lineage: Eukaryota; Metazoa; Nematoda; Chromadorea; Rhabditida; Anisakidae. The record is from the annotation of a GenBank genome assembly.